AUGGGCGCCAGCGGUUCCAAAGCUCGGGGCCUGUGGCCCUUCGCCUCAGCGGCGGGGGGCGGGGGCCCGGAGGCUUCCGGCGGGGCGGGAGCGGAGCAAGCUCUGGUGCGGCAGCGAGGUCGCCCCGUGCCCCCUUUCGUCUUCACGCGCCGCGGCUCCAUGUUCUAUGACGAAGAUGGGGAUCUGGCUCAUGAGUUCUACGAGGAGACAAUCGUCACCAAGAAUGGGCAGAAGCGGGCCAAGCUGAGGCGAGUGCAUAAGAACCUGAUUCCUCAGGGCAUCGUGAAGCUGGAUACCCCCCGCAUCCAUGUGGAUUUUCCUGUGAUCCUCUAUGAAAUGUGA
Elephantulus edwardii (Cape elephant shrew) is the source of this 342-nucleotide messenger RNA. It is a transcript of the gene TUSC2, whose product is annotated as tumor suppressor candidate 2. NCBI's taxonomy places the organism in Eukaryota, Metazoa, Chordata, Mammalia, Macroscelidea, Macroscelididae. The record is from RefSeq and is a predicted model, not a curated record. Gene Ontology annotation, cellular component: mitochondrion. The transcript has 3 exons. The coding region runs from base 1 to 342 and encodes 113 amino acids. Gene Ontology annotation, biological process: inflammatory response; regulation of mitochondrial membrane potential.